Molecule: messenger RNA, 2727 nt
Organism: Cylindrotheca closterium
Lineage: Eukaryota; Bacillariophyta; Bacillariophyceae; Bacillariales; Bacillariaceae
Source: the annotation of a GenBank genome assembly
AUGCCAUUGAAAUAUUUGCAUACAUUGAGCUUCCUCCUCCUCGCUUUCCCCGAGCUUGUCUGCGGAGAUGGUCUGCGUCGUCCCAAGAGCUUUGUCCUGCAAGAUGAAGGAGAGGUCAACUUUGGCGUAGACAAUGGGUUUCGAAACGGAGCACUGUCCAAUUUUGAGAACACCCAGUCGCGCCAACGUGCAAUGCAGGACAGCUCAUUGGAAUACUGCAGACCUCCCAACGGGGAAUUUGACAUCCUCGAUCAGGUUCUCAACACCAACACGAGUGAUGUUAGCCAGUUCCUUGUUGACGGAACCAACGCCAUUCCGGAACUUGCAGAGUUCAUGGAAGCUGUGCGAUCGAAACUAGAUGAUUACGUAUCGGAUAGUACUAUUCUGGAUGUUAUGACAGGUCCUACCAUCAUCAUUUCGAAUAGAACUGAUGUGGACACCCGUCGAGAGCUCCUCGAGUGGUCUGACGAGUGCGAAGAUGCGAUGAUCGUUCUCUUUGUUGAUAUUGUCUUUCUCAUACUCGCAUUUGUUGGGUUACCUCGUUCGGCCGCAACAAGAAUCGUCGCUCAAGCGCUUGUUCGCAAAGCACUUCAAAGAAGUGGCUCUGGUGCUCUCGCUAAUCUGUAUGUUACAGUGAUCGACCUUGGGGAAGUCCUGAACAUCGGGGCAUAUACAAAGAUAAUGACAGAAGGGCUAGCAUUGCUUGCAGCCAAUGUUGGGGUGAAAGAAAUACUUGUCGAUGCCCUUGAAAACUUGACCUUUUGGGGGAGAAUACUUCUGGGUGGAUCAAUUAUCGUGGAACUCGUUGCACUGUUCACUCCAGCGGGGUACUUGAACCUAAUUAAAACAGUCUCUCGGUUGUUUGCAGGCGCUUCUGUAGGCUCUUCCGCCAUCGACGCAAAAAGAAAAUGCCAAGAGAAGCCCUCAAGCACCCCCUCAAUCACACCAAGCCUGGAGCCAAGCUUUUCACCCACCGAAUUUGACCACCAGGCUGAAUUCGAUGCCGCCGCCGCCUGUCUUUUGAACCCGUGCUGCCAGAACGUUUUAAAUUGCGAUCGUGCUGGUGAAUUUGGAGAUCCGAACAUCAGGACCUUUGACAACCUCCGCUACGCAUUUCAAGGAAAGGGCGAGUAUGUGCUCUUUAGCUCUGCUUCGAUCGGUGCUCAAGUGCAAGGUCGCUUUGAAAAAUCAGGAGAGAGAGUGUCCGUUGCCACCGGAUUCGCAGCCACUGCAGGAUCCUUCGGACCAUCUGUGGAGAUAUCGAUCGACCCAACUGACAAUGCCAAGGUUCUCGUCUUGGUGGACAGAUUCAUCGUUGCAGUUUCCGAUAAUCUUUAUGUGGACCAAUACACGGUUGUCACUGUUUCAAAUGAUGUGUAUACAGUCUUCUUUAAGGCCUCCAAGAUGUCGAUUAUUGCGCGCUACAGACGAUCAAGCUUCCGCCACUUUGAUAUUGAAGUUCGUCUUCCACCCUCAUUCCCCCGGACGGAUGUCGUGGGGCUCUAUGGCUCUCCCGAUGGCAAUCCUACCAACGAAUGGGUCGCUGCCAACGGAACGACCUUGCCCAUCGAUCUUAGUGGCGAGGCAAUUUAUGCAUACGGCACCACGGAGUGGUGCAUUCGUCAGGUAUCGCAGUCGUUAUUCUCAUACACCGAAGAAAAUGACUUUGGCUUCUACAGCGGGUGUGAUGACCCGUAUCCUGGAGUAGUCGAUACAAGCACAGCAAGCCAAGAGCUACGCGAACUCUGUGGGGCCGACGAAGCCUGUCUCGUCGAAGGAAUCGAGUUUGGUUUAGAAGCUGCUCAACAACUUCUAGAAACCGAAGUAGAACUGGGAGGUUCAUCCAUCAACACCAGCUUCCGAGCUGCCCCUUCCAACGUCACUGUCGGUAUCGCUGCAAACAUUGCCCUGACAGUCAAUCUUACAGCAUCCUCUGAGGCCGACAUCAGCAACAUUGAGGAAUUUGCAGUCUAUGGGUUCAAUGGUCAAACCUUUGAGCGUAAUUCCACAUUCACUGUGACAUUGCGAGAUGUUGGAUCUGGAGUCGGAGAAGAUACAUUUGCAGGCGACAAAAUUUUCUCCAAUCUGUUGGCUGUGUCCGCGAAUUUCGCAGGUCAGGAAUAUAGCUUUCAGGCAGUGCCUAGAAUUGCAGGGUCCUUGGUCUUUGGUUCCCCAUUUGUAUUCACAGCACUCAAUGCUGUCCAAGGCUAUUCGCAACAAUCUGGAAUUGGGGGCAUCGUCGUAGACACUGAGAAUUUCUGGCAAGUUGGUUCUGUCGAUGGAUUGCAGCUCGUCAUCCAGUACAGCUGGCCACUGGACCAAAGAGACUUGGAUUCUGGUACCUCCUUUCUCAAUCGGAAAGUUGGAUAUGGUUGCGUUGGUGGCGGACAACACAUGUCUUAUAGCGGUGAUAACACCGGCGCUGGCGGUACUGAAACUGCACGCAUCGACCUUGGACAAUCCUUCGAAGAAAAUGAGUGGACUGAUCAAAUCCCCGUGGAGCUCCAUGCUCAUUGGUAUAGUAAUCGCGGAAGCGGCCCGGCAACCGUUACAGUUUUCACUGAAAAGGAGCUCCCUGAUGGCUCCGUUGCAGCUGGUCCUAGAACUUUCUCUUUUCCAAUCAAUCCAACCAGUGCCACUGGUUGUUCUUCGCGUUUGGUGGGCACUGUCAUUGUUUCCACUGAAUCUAAUGAAGAGAUCACAAUCAGAGUUGAUCCUCAAGUGUAA